GAGUCAGUCCUGUCGGCGCGGGGAAGCCUCCGGGAAGGACCGCUUUGCAAUGAGGAAGGAGAACAGGUUGAUUUGGUGGAUCCGGUGGAUUGUGAUUGUGACAGCUUUGCUGCUGCUGGGCUUCACCUUAGGCUGGUUUGCAAAGCCCACACCUCCAGGGGCUGCAAACGAAAGUCCUUCCAGCAAAUACCUGAAGGAUUUUCUGGAGGGAAUGCAGCCGGAGCAGAUCAGACAACACCUUAGGAAAUUUACACGUCUCCCCCACCUGGCUGGUACAGAGCAGAAUCUGAGAUAUGCAGAGCAGAUCAGGAAAGAGUGGCUGGAGUUUGGACUGGACGCGGUGGAGAUGGUGCCCUAUGACGUGCUGUUGUCCUAUCCCAACAAAUCACAGCCCAACUACAUCUCCAUAGUGGAUGAGUUUGGCAGUGAGGUUUUCAACACAUCUUUGGUGGAGCCAGUUCCAGAGGGUUAUGAAGAUGUUGCUGACAUUGUACCUCCAUACAGUGCCUUCUCUGCGAAAGGACAACCUGAGGGGGAUUUGGUGUAUGUGAACUAUGGUCGAACAGAAGACUUUUUCCAGUUAGAGGAGAUGAACAUCACUGUAACUGGGAGGAUUGUCAUUGUCAGAUAUGGACAAAUAUUCAGAGGCAAUAAGGUGAAAAACGCCAUGUCAGCGGGAGCGAAGGGGAUCAUCAUGUUCUCAGACCCAGCAGAUUACAGUGCUGCUGGAGUCCAGCCGUACCCUGAUGGCUGGAACCUACCCGGCGGAGGGGCUCAGAGGGGAAACGUUCUCAGGCUGGACGGAGCAGGAGACCCGCUCACACCCGGGUAUCCCGCCAAGGAAUAUACCCACAGAUUGAGCCUGGAGAACGCAGUGGGUCUCCCCAACAUUCCUGUACAUCCGAUUGGCUACCAUGAUGCCGUUCACCUGCUGAAGAACAUGGGAGGACAGAUUCCGCCCAACAACUGGAAAGGAGCUCUGGAUGUCUCCUAUAGGAUUGGUCCAGGCUUUAAGGAGGACUUCAAGAGCCAGAAGGUGCGCAUGAACAUCCACACCUACAGCCAGGUCACUCGCAUCUACAACGUCAUUGGCCGGAUUAGAGGAGCUCUGGAGCCAGACAGGUACGUGAUCCUCGGAGGGCACCGGGACGCCUGGGUGUUUGGAGGCAUCGACCCCAUGUCGGGCGCCGCUGUGGUCCACGAAGCCGUCAGGGGCUUUGGCCUGCUGCGGAGUAAAGGCUGGAGGCCUCGGAGGACUUUAAUAUUUGCCAGCUGGGAUGCAGAAGAGUUUGGACUGCAGGGAUCUACUGAAUGGGCAGAGGAUAACGCCAAGGUGUUACAGGAGAGAGCUGUGGCCUACGUCAAUGCCGACUCUGCCAUUGAGGGCAUGUACACGCUGAGGGUGGACUGCACUCCAUCUCUACACACGUUGGUGUACAACCUCACUAAGCAGAUAGCGAGUCCAGAAGAAGGAGAGGAGGGAAUUUCGUUGUACGACAGUUGGCAUAAGAGGGACAACUGGACAGCUGACCGCGAUGCACCCAGGAUCAGUAAACUUGGGUCAGGCAGUGAUUUCGAGGCCUAUUUCAUCCGUCUGGGAAUCGCUGCAGCCAGAGCCAGAUACACCAAGGACAGGAAAACCGAGUUGUACAGCAGUUAUCCGGUCUAUCACAGCGUGUACGAAACCUUCGAGGUAGUGGACAAGUUUUACGACCCCACCUUCAGGAGGCUUCGAGCGGUGGCCCAGGUGAGAGGGGGCCUCGUCUUUCAACUGGCCGAUUCCCAGCUGCUGCCUCUUGACGUCGAGCAGUACGCCGACUCGCUGGGGACGUACGCGCAGAGCAUCGCACGCGAGGCCAAGAAGCACCCGGAGGAGAUGGAGAGGUACAAGGUGUCGUUUGAUUCGUUGUUUUCUGCUGUGAAAAACUUCAGUGUUGCAGCCGGGGGCUUUCAUGAGCGCCUGCAGACCCUCGACAGAGCAGAUCCUCUGCAGGUACGUGUCAUGAACGAUCAGCUCAUGUAUCUGGAGAGAGCCUUCAUCGACCCGCUGGGCUUACCUGGGAGACCCUUCUACAGGCAUGUGAUUUUUGCUCCCAGCAGGCAUAACAAAUACGUAGGGCAGUCUUUCCCUGGAAUCAACGAUGAACUGUUUAACAUAAAGAACUCAGCUGAUCCCAGGAAGGCCUGGGAGGAAGUCAAGCGUCAAAUCAGCAUCGCAGCGUUCACCGUUCAUGCUGCUGCCAUGACGCUGACCCCACCCGCAUGAGGCGGGCAGACAGUAAGAAGCCAUGUGACCCGGCCGUCUGUGGAUCAUCGUGUCAGUGAGAAGAGAAGGAAAACAGUACCAGCAAGACACACACAGAUUGACAAUCCCUGUUUUCUGUUGACAUCAAACACUUUACUGCCUCAGUCGCUCUAGUUUAAUGUGACCUCUCAGCAGCGAAGACUUGAUGCAUAACGUGUGUGUGUGUGUGUGUGUGUGUGUGAUCAUUUCAGAGACUAAGCUGCAGACCUUCAAACUUGGAUAAAUUCAGUGUGCCCAACUAUGUAAUUCAUAUAUUAUAUAAAAUAAGGAUGAGACGCAGACCUUUGAUCAGCAUCAGUCUGUUUGUACAUUUCAGCUCUACUCACAAAUAUUAUAAUAGAUUGCCUGUUUAAUGAGUGUUGAGUAAAGUUUCUGACAUUGUAAGUUCUUCCUAACGUUUUAAGAACAAAUCAUGUUGCCAAAUCACAGUGGUAUCAUUUUUUAUGUGAAUAAAGUGUCUGUUUUUUUAUCAUAA
Molecule: messenger RNA, 2780 nt
Organism: Pungitius pungitius (ninespine stickleback)
Lineage: Eukaryota; Metazoa; Chordata; Actinopteri; Perciformes; Gasterosteidae
Gene: naalad2
Product: N-acetylated alpha-linked acidic dipeptidase 2
Exons: 20
Coding region: 50-2266 (738 amino acids)
Molecular function (GO): carboxypeptidase activity
Source: RefSeq, a predicted model, not a curated record